Drosophila subpulchrella is the source of this 782-nucleotide messenger RNA. Its product is annotated as microsomal glutathione S-transferase 1. Bases 45 to 548 code for a protein of 167 amino acids. The transcript has 2 exons. Gene Ontology annotation, cellular component: membrane. NCBI's taxonomy places the organism in Eukaryota, Metazoa, Arthropoda, Insecta, Diptera, Drosophilidae. The record is from RefSeq and is a predicted model, not a curated record.
CACGCACUCACCUGCGAACGGUCGACGGUAACGGAACUUUCGCCAUGGACAACGGACCGACUGACGCCACGCCCACCGCCGCCGCCUUCCGGCUGGUGCUGCUCAGUAAAUCGAAUCCCGUGAUGGGCUGCUAUAUGUUCUGGACCAGCCUGCUGGUGUUCAAGAUGCUGGUAAUGUCGCUCCUCACGGCCCGCCAGCGGAUGAAAACCAAGACCUAUGCCAAUCCGGAGGAUUUGCGAAUCAGCCGCAGUCCGGAGGUUCGAUUCGGAGAUCCCAAUGUGGAGCGGGUGCGCAGGGCCCAUCGCAACGAUCUGGAGAACGUUCUGCCAUUCCUUCUAAUGUCCCUGGUCUAUGUGGCCAGCGGACCGAAUCCCCUGACCGCCCGUCUGCUGAUCCGCAUCGGAGCAAGUGCCCGGCUGCUCCACACGGUGGUCUACGCACUAUUCCCGGUUCCGCAACCAGCCAGAGCCCUGGCCUUCUUCACCACCUUCGCCAUUACCUGCUUCGAGGCGGGCUACGUACUCAUGUGCUGUAUUAAGUACAUUUAGACUGCUAGUGACCCCCACUUAGUCAGAACUACUCACCCUUUCGCAGAAGCAGCACCAGUGAUGUCAAGUUAAGAGUCUAGGUACAAAGUUAGGUACUUAUUUUAAGGCAAAUAAUGUACGCUCUAGUCCACUUAGGUCGUUUUAAUUGCUCAAUAAGUACUUAAAAACACGCUGAUCGCCUACAAAUACUUUGAGGUAAUAUAUCUUUCCGAUUCAAUCUUAAUUAAUUUACAA